This is a messenger RNA of Hordeum vulgare subsp. vulgare (domesticated barley), 750 nucleotides long. RefSeq lists its product as uncharacterized. The record is from RefSeq and is a predicted model, not a curated record. Lineage: Eukaryota; Viridiplantae; Streptophyta; Magnoliopsida; Poales; Poaceae. Bases 1 to 504 code for a protein of 167 amino acids. The transcript has 2 exons.
AUGCAGAUGCAGUUGCAGGCACGGCCAGCAGCCAUGGAGGAGGUGGAGCUUGACAGGAGACCCAGGCCUGUCUCUGGCCGCCGCCCCCGCGUCAACGGCGGUCGACGCCGCCCGCGCGGAUGGAUGGGGGACUUCAAGGUGCUCCCGGUGGUCUCCCGCGCCUCGUACCCACCCGCCGCGCCCAAGCCCAACCUCCCAAACCCGACCACGGAUGACUUCCCUGGCCAUGUUUUCGAUGAGCCUCAGCCUACUGGGGUACCUGAGAUCGAUGCCGAGGUUCGAAGAAUUACGACUCUGCUCAACUUGCUGGCCAAGACCCGGCUUGUUCUCAUUGCAAGAGCCGACGUGCUGACAACCAGCAGCGCGUACCGGAAGAAAACAAAGGCUAUAUGGGGAGAGCAUGAUCGUUUGCUCGCUAUGGUGGAGAAUUUAUGUCAGAAGUGCCAAGACGACUUUGGAUACCAAGCUCCGAUUGUGCCGGUCAACUUCUACUCCAAGUUCUGAUUGGUGUUCUCUGCAUGUGAAGUUCUGGUAAAAUCUUCAGCAGAAGGAAGGUCUGGCAGUUCCUUUGGCAAUGUAUUCAAUCUCACCGCUUGUUAGUUAGUGGAGCUAGACCCCUCGUCAAGUGCAGUCUUGACAGUUCCACGUAUAUCUGUUAUUUCGUAACUAAACGAUAGCUGAGUGACACGUGCGUAUCGAACUAUUGUUCUAGUAGCCAUGCAGACUGUUAAUACCCAAACUUCCUUCCAA